Messenger RNA from Musca vetustissima, 2595 nucleotides. RefSeq names its product DNA mismatch repair protein spellchecker 1 (gene spel1). NCBI's taxonomy places the organism in Eukaryota, Metazoa, Arthropoda, Insecta, Diptera, Muscidae. The transcript is spliced from 5 exons. The coding region runs from base 31 to 2595 and encodes 854 amino acids. Gene Ontology annotation, biological process: mismatch repair; mitotic recombination. Gene Ontology annotation, cellular component: MutSalpha complex; nucleus. The record is from RefSeq and is a predicted model, not a curated record. Gene Ontology annotation, molecular function: ATP binding; ATP-dependent DNA damage sensor activity; mismatched DNA binding.
GUUUAUAAAUCCACUGCCUAUAUCAGCGAAAUGAUACCCGAUGAUCCAUCGUCAAUACCCUAUGUUACAUUGGCAAAAAAUAAAUUUGAAUCGGCGGUUCGUGAACUUUUACUCGUACGUAAUUAUCGCGUUGAAGUGUAUGUACGUCGAUCGAUCGGUAAUUCAGAUUGGAAUGUUGAAUAUCGUGGUUCUCCGGGUAAUCUUCUACAAUUUGAAGAUAUUAUUUUCACCAACAAGGAGGAAUUGGUGGGCAAUAGUAUACUCUCGUUAAAAAUGAAUAUGAAUAAUAAUGUGCGCAAUAUUGGAGUUGUUGCUGUGGAACAAAAUGAUUGCUUGUUUCAAGUAUUGGAAUUUGUGGAUGAUGAUUUUCUAACGGAGUUGGAGGCAACAGUGGUGUUGCUGGGACCCAAAGAAUGUCUGCUGCCAUCACAAGAGGGGGAGUAUGAAUCUGUUAAAAAUCUCCUGGAACGCAAUGGUAUUAUGGUCACAGUGGCAUCUAAAUCCCAAUUGGCUUCAGAGAAACAUAAUUUGGUCCAAGAUUUAAAUAAAUUAUUGAGGUUUAAUAAAGGCCAACAAGAAGAUGCAGCCGGACUGCCUGAACUAACAUUGACCGUGGCAAUGGAUGCCCUAAAAUUGGCAAUAAAAUAUCUGGCCUUAAUGAACGACAGCAGCAAUUUGGGUCAUUAUAGAUUGCAACAAUUGAAUUUGAAACGAUUUGUGCAUAUGGAUUCGGCCGCAAUUAGUGCUUUGAAUAUUCUGCCCAAACCAGGAACUCAUAUCUCAUCUCCCUCCUAUCGUUGGCAAAGUAUUUUAGGUGUAUUGGAUCGUUGUAAUACACCACAGGGCCAUCGUUUGAUGGCCCAAUGGGUUAAGCAGCCUCUACGUAGUCGUGAAAUUCUAAAUGAUCGCCAUGACAUUGUCCAAUGUUUUUUGGAAUCACCAAAUUCUUUGAAUUCCUUACAUGAAGAUUUUCUAAAACGCAUACCGGAUAUUUUAAUGUUAACCAAGAAGUUAUUACGCAAGAAAGCCAAUUUGCAGGAUAUUUUCCGGGUGUAUCAAGUAUUAUUACGUACCCCUAAGAUUAUUAAUCUGUUGAAGUCUUUGGAAAAUUCGACAGUGAAUAAUGUCCUUUGCGAUCCCAUGAAAAAUUACUUGGAAGAUUUAUCGGGCCUGAAACAAAUGGUGGAGCAGGUUAUGGAUUUUGAUGCCAUUGAAAAUGGAGAAUAUCUGGUAAAGGCUUCAUUCGAUUCAGAUUUAUUGGAUAUGAAGGAACGUAUGAAUCAUCUGUUGGAGAAAAUGGAACGAUGCCAGGAUAAAGCCAAUCGUGAUUUGAAUUUAGAUAAAAAUUCAGUGAAAUUGGUAAAUGUUCCAAAUGUGGGUUAUACACUACGCAUAACUCUUAAAGAUGAUACGGUGCUGCGUAAAAAUAAAGAAUAUAAAAUUCUUGAUGUCUUGAGGGGUGGUAUACGUUUUACAACCGAUAAGCUAUCAUCGAUAAAUGAUGAAUUUGUAACACUGCGUUCCCAAUAUGAGGAACAGCAAAAGACCAUUGUUGAGGAAAUCAUAAAAGUUGCUGUGGGUUAUGCCAGCCCCUUGACAUGUUUGAAUAAUGAAUUUGCUCAAUUGGAUUGUUUGGUUAGUUUUGCCAUUGCUGCCCAAUCGGCACCUAUACCAUAUAUUAGGCCGAAAAUCUUGGAAGAAGGUUCGGGGGAGCUUGUACUUAAAGAUAUUAGACAUCCUUGUUUGGAAUUGCAGGAGCACAUAUCCUUUAUUGCCAAUAGUGUGGAGUUUAAAAAGGAUCUUUGCAAUAUGUUCAUUAUAACUGGUCCCAAUAUGGGUGGCAAAUCCACCUAUAUUCGCUCCGUUGGCACUGCCGUACUAAUGGCCCAUGUUGGCAGUUUUGUUCCCUGCUCGGAGGCCACAAUUUCCAUGGUUGAUUCCAUAUUGGGUCGAGUCGGAGCCAGUGACAAUAUUAUUAAAGGCUUGAGUACCUUUAUGGUGGAAAUGAUUGAAACUUCGGGCAUAAUUAGGUCUGCCACCGAAAAAUCCUUGGUAAUUAUUGAUGAAUUGGGUAGGGGAACCUCCACCUAUGAAGGUUGUGGCAUUGCCUGGUCCAUAGCAGAACACUUGGCCAAGGAGACAAAAUGUUUUACGCUAUUUGCAACACAUUUCCACGAAAUAACCAAUCUCUCCGAAACUGUACCGACAGUGAAAAAUUGCCAUAUGGCUGCCAUAGCAGAUAAUGAAAAUUUUACAUUGCUAUAUCAGGUGCGACCUGGUGUAAUGGAAAAAAGUUUUGGUAUACAAGUUGCACGUUUGGCUAACUUCCCCGAAAAAGUUGUAUGCAAUGCUCAACAAGUCUAUAAUGAAUUUGAAGAUGAACAUGCCGAUAAACAGAGUGGUGAUGACAAAGCCCUACUGGAGAAAAUAAAUAAGGCCAUUGAAAAUCUAUCGACUACGGGAAAUAAUGUCGACAUAAAUGAAAAUGAUUUAUCCAAAUUGGUUGAACAAUUUACCCAAGAUAUACGCAAAUUGGAUAGUGAAUAUUUUAAGUGUGUUUUGGCCACAGCUGGUGCAACGGCAGCAGCAGAAUAG